Molecule: messenger RNA, 1068 nt
Organism: Atta colombica
Lineage: Eukaryota; Metazoa; Arthropoda; Insecta; Hymenoptera; Formicidae
Gene: RfC4
Product: replication factor C subunit 2
Exons: 6
Coding region: 1-1068 (355 amino acids)
Biological process (GO): DNA-templated DNA replication; DNA repair
Cellular component (GO): DNA replication factor C complex; nucleus
Molecular function (GO): ATP binding; DNA binding; ATP hydrolysis activity
Source: RefSeq, a predicted model, not a curated record
AUGGCAGGUGACGGUGUUGUCGUCGAAGAUGAACCCAUGGAAACUGAUUAUGAGAUUUUACCGUCCACAAGCAACAAUAAUGUGAAAAUCAAGGAAAAAUAUGGUAAAUUUGGAAAUUUACCAUGGAUUGAAAAAUAUCGGCCUCAAAUCUUUUCCGAUAUUGUUGGUAAUGAGGAUACUGUAUCAAGAUUAUCUGUUUUUGCUCAGCAUGGAAAUACUCCAAAUAUUAUCAUCGCUGGCCCACCUGGAGUGGGUAAAACUACCACGAUUUUAUGUUUGGCUCGUACUUUAUUGGGACCAGCAUUCAAAGAAGCUGUACUUGAACUAAAUGCUUCGAAUGAGAGAGGAAUAGAUGUAGUUAGAAAUAAAAUAAAAAUGUUUGCUCAGAAAAAGGUGAAUCUUCCAAAAGGAAAACAUAAAAUCAUUAUUUUAGAUGAGGCUGACAGUAUGACUGAUGGUGCGCAACAAGCGUUACGUCGAACAAUGGAAAUUUACAGCCACACAACUAGAUUUGCUCUAGCGUGCAACAAUACAGAGGAGAUUAUUGAACCUAUACAAUCAAGAUGUGCUAUGUUAAGAUAUGGAAAGUUAACGGAUGCUGAAGUCUUAGCCAAAGUUCUUGAAGUUUGCGAAAAAGAAAAUGUUUCUUAUACAGAUGACGGCAUGGAAGCAAUAAUAUUUACAGCUCAAGGUGAUAUGAGGCAAGCUCUAAAUAAUUUGCAAUCUACAUAUAAUGGAUUUAAUCAUGUAAAUGCAGAAAAUGUAUUUAAAGUCUGUGAUGAACCUCAUCCUUUGAUUGUCAAAGAUAUGUUAGAUGAUUGCAUAAAGGGAGAUGUUUCUAAAGCAUGCUCGGUAAUGGAUCAUUUCUGGAAAAUGGGUUAUUCUGCGGAAGACAUAGUUAGUAACGUAUUUAAAGUUUGUAAAAAUCAUACUAUGGAUGAGAGAUUAAAAUUGAAAUUUGUUAAGGAAAUUGGAAUAACACAUAUGGGAGUAGUAGAAGGUAUUAACAGUUUAUUACAGUUACAUGCUCUGGUGGCAAGACUUUGUCGCGCAUGUAUGUCGAAAUAA